AGUGGAUUCAUUUAAUUAGAGUUGAUGAUUCAUUUCUUAAUCGAACUUUGAGUUAAAGUCGUUGAAUGACCUGCAGAUAUUGCUGUUCAACUGUUUGACUGUCCGAGAUCCUCAGUUGCUUCUUCCUCGCCUGAUGGAAACAUGUGCUGAUCAUGGAGUCUAUUUCAAGAAGGCGCUGUUUGUACCGAGUCUAUCGGUGUAUAACAAAGUUGGAUCCCAAGCAUCAACACUGUCCGAUUCUCAAGUUGAUCUGUCAUGGCAGUUCAAUCUUCAAAGAGUGUGGGAAAAUCUCGUGCAAAGCAACAAAAGGUAAAAUUACCGACAUUGUUUCUGAAGAGCUAAAAGAUGACAUGGAAAUGAGUGCCAAUAAUUGCGAACAUAGUGCAGUGUUCUCCUCGUUGCCUAUGGUAAUCAAAUGGCUUAGGGACAGAGCGCAACAAAAUCAGUCGGUUCGUUUUCAGGUCCUUGUGACUGGUUCGUUACAUCUUGUUGGCAACGUUUUGAAAUUAGUUAAGAAGUGAUUCGAUGGAAAAAAUUUGAAGUUUCUUUCAAGAUGGACUUGCAUUAUAAUUUCGAAACACACCAAGAAGUGCUGAAAAGUCCUAACACAUGGGCAUCAACCCUGCAGCUCUAGACUCCAUUGGUUAAUCCUUAGGAUGGUGGUUUUCUAUAGAGAAUUUUGAAGAAUUUCAAUUUUCAACUGUAUGGUGGUAACUAUUGGUUUUCAUAUUUAAGAUGGUUUCAUAAUUUGUUAUCUUUUUUUUAAUCUUUUCUCUUGAAGAAUUGAAAAAAAGUAUAAUUUUCACUAGAUUCAAGGCUUUGCAAUUUGUCCUUACUUAUUUAGAAAGUAGCGUAUAAUAUAUUUCAAAAUUUCGAUA
Cicer arietinum (chickpea) is the source of this 878-nucleotide messenger RNA. The record is from RefSeq and is a predicted model, not a curated record. NCBI's taxonomy places the organism in Eukaryota, Viridiplantae, Streptophyta, Magnoliopsida, Fabales, Fabaceae.